Xenopus laevis (African clawed frog) is the source of this 3315-nucleotide messenger RNA. RefSeq names its product growth arrest specific 7 L homeolog (gene gas7.L). The record is from RefSeq and is marked provisional. Gene Ontology annotation, cellular component: clathrin-coated vesicle; cytoplasm; plasma membrane. Gene Ontology annotation, biological process: clathrin-dependent endocytosis; neuron projection morphogenesis; clathrin coat assembly. Lineage: Eukaryota; Metazoa; Chordata; Amphibia; Anura; Pipidae.
CUCUGGGCUGUGAGCGUCUCUCUGUGCCCCUGCUCUGCUUUCUCCCAAACAUCAGGGUACAGGUGGCUGCCUACUGGACCUGGCAGGACCUUCACCCCACUCAGCUGAUCUCCCCCGAGUAAGGGGGAGCAUAAAGAUCCAGAAAAGCAUUAGGAGCUCCCCCCUUUCCCCCUUGCUGUGGAUUCUACUGUCAUGUCUGGAGCUCUGUGCAGAACUCUUUAUGCAUUUACUGGGGACCAGCACCAGCAGGGACUGAAGUUCGAGGCUGGGGAGGUGAUUAAAGUCCUGCAGUUUUUAGACGGAGGCUGGUGGGAAGGAGAGAAGGAUGGCAUGAGAGGAUGGUUCCCUGCCAGCUAUGUACAGAUACUAGAGAAACCUGGCAUGAUGAACGCCCAGAGAAUCGAUGAUCAGACCCAAGUGCCCCUACCACAAGGCUGGCAGAGCUACAUGUCUCCGCAGGGACGCCGGUAUUACGUCAACACGUUAACAAAUGAGACAACAUGGGAGCGGCCCAACAGCUCACCCGUCAGCCUGAAGAGCCCAAUAGUCAAGAAGAUGUCACUCCCUACAGUUAACGGUUUCCACUCAUCCGGUCCCCCCGUCCAUCAGCCCGAGUCAGGCAGCGUCCAUAUACGCAAAGCCAGCAAUGAGCACCAGAGUCCCGGAUCCCCGUCGCCCACCAAAAAGCAGAGCAAGGAGACCACCAUCACGAUAAACUGUGUAACGUUCCCCCACCCAGACACAAUGCCCGAACAGCAGCUUUUGAAGCCCGGGGAGUGGAGUUACUGUGACUAUUUCUGGGCGGAUAAAAGAGACGCACAAGGGAACAACACAGUGACCGGGUUUGAAGACCUCCUUCAGAAGCAGCUUAAGGGCAAACAAAUGCAGAAGGAAAUGGCCGAAUUUAUCCGUGAAAGAAUAAGGAUUGAGGAAGAAUAUGCAAAAAACCUGGCAAAGCUCUCCCAAAGUUCCCUGGCCAGUCAGGAGGAAGGAACCCUGGGCGAGUCCUGGGCCCAAGUGAAGAAGAGUCUGGCAGAUGAAGCAGAAGUUCACCUAAAGUUUUCCUCUAAGUUACAGAGUGAGGUGGAGAAGCCUCUUCUUAACUUUCGAGAGAACUUCAAGAAGGACAUGAAGAAGUUUGACCAUCACAUUGCCGACCUGCGCAAGCAGCUGGCUAGUCGAUAUGCUGCAGUGGAGAAGGCCCGGAAAGCCUUAGCCGAGAGGCAGAAAGACCUUGAGGUAAAGACCCAACAGCUGGAGAUCAAACUCAGCAACAAGACAGAAGAAGACAUUAAGAAGGCCCGGAGAAAGUCAACGCAAGCAGGAGACGACCUGAUGCGCUGUGUGGAUCUGUACAACCAAGGUCAGUCCAAGUGGUUUGAAGAGAUGGUCACGACGACCCUGGAGCUUGAGAGACUGGAAGUGGAACGGGUUGAGAUGAUCCGUCAGCACCUGUGCCAGUACACGCAGCUACGGCAUGAAACUGACAUGUUCAACCAAGGGACGGUAGAACCAGUGGAUCAGCUGCUCCAGAAAGUGGACCCGGGCAAAGACAGAGAACUGUGGGUGAAGGAGCACAAGACGGGAGACAUCAGGCCAGUGGAUAUGGAGAUAUAGACUUUUACUCCUGCAGAUAUUUGUACAGCAGAGACCUGGACAUUGUACAUUCCUGUACCCAACACAAGAGUAUCGGACCCCCCAAGUGAUUGGGCUUCAUGGGGCACCACCUCAAGCACCCCCAACCUUGGUACCAUCUUUGGGUACCAGGGAGAUCUGAGGAUGGGUUUGGAUAAUAUAACAUCUUCCACUGACAACUCUAAUGGAUCUACAUUGUUCACUUACAUUUAAUUUCUGCCACAAUUUCUCCUUUUUGUAGCUCCCAUAGCAGGAUGGCUCCACUGCCUCUAACCCCAGGAAACACAGUCCCUGGAGCCACAUUCUCGUUCCAACACAGGCAGCGAUGGUAUCAGUAAGGGCUUGUGCCAAGGGACAGCCAAUAGGGGACACUGUAGAGAAAAAAUAAAGGGAGAAAAUACAUUUAUUCUGUAAUGUCCCUUAUGUAAAUGAUCCUUCCUUGUAAAAAGGAUAUCAAAGAAUUCUUAGAAGGAGAAAUGUGCAAUAAUGGGUGCAGUCUUGUAAUGGACUGAUGGGCACCUAUCGAUUGAAAUGUAUAGUCAAGUUCCUUGUGCUGCAUGCCUUUUAUUUCUAGUUACUGGAUAUAUAGGCGUUAGCCCAACUAGCAACCAAUCAUAACAAGACAAGUUUUGUCGAGCAUUUCCCAGCAUUCCUCUAACUUUGAUAUUAGAGCACAAACAAGUUUAUAUUUUGCAAUAAAAUUAUAAUGGCUUACAGUAUGACCCUAAUAAUAUGUAGGGAUUUAUUGCAGUUCCCCCUCUUGGCUCCCAGAUUACACAGCCAGAGUGGUGAUUGGGGCCCCUCACUGCUUUUCAACCUCUGAUCCACCAGAACAUCCACAGUGAGACGAAAAGGACCAAAUAAUGUGGUGGAGAGAGAGGGAUAAUUCCAUGUGUGGGAGUAUAACAGUCUGUGUAUCAUAGAAUUUUUCUAAGGACUUGUACAUAGGGAACGACUCUUCUCCGAGCUUCUCACCAGCCACCGGAAUUCCAUUGAACGGGACUAUUCUACCCCUAAUGGGGAGUCUCUCUGUUGUUGUACUAAGCGCAUGUCCAGCCAACCGUUGUCUACAAUGAACUGUCACAGCCAUCAUGAACCUGCUUCCCUGUUUGUCCCUAUGGCUAUUUGACUGAUCCCUCUGCUGAACAUUUUCCUAAUGCGAGAUGCAGACUGCAACGGCUUUAAGACCUCAAAAGCAAUAAAAAUAAUCAAACAUCUUAAUGGAAAAGAGCUUGCAAUCACUUGCUUGCUUUCAUCUGGGGGCAUUUAAAGGCUACAAGGGUGCCCUUAAAAUAAAAGGGUUUCGUAGCUCCUAAGGCUUUGUAUGUUGGGGAGGGGGCAGUCAACUUGAACCCAAACUACCUGGCCCAUUCAAUUGGAUAUAAGGAUUCCCAAUCACUUAUUCUGUAUCCUGUAAUUCUUUGGGGGAUACAUAAGCUAAACCCCAACUUUGUUCUCUAAAUGCAGAGAACAGAGUAGUAAAAAUCAUAAGGGAAUACACAAGAUAUACCCAUGUAUAUAUAUAUAUAUCUAUGUGUGUGUGUAUGCGUGCGUUGUCAUACUGUCCUUUUAUGUCUCAAAGGCUUGCACAGAAUCCCCCACCCCUGGGUGAAUGCUCCCCUCCCCAAAUUCUCCUUUGUAUAUUGUAAAGGCAAAGAAUAAAGAAAAAAAUGCAGAGUA